Messenger RNA from Mauremys reevesii (Reeves's turtle), 3673 nucleotides. It is a transcript of the gene INSYN2A, whose product is annotated as inhibitory synaptic factor 2A. The record is from RefSeq and is a predicted model, not a curated record. Gene Ontology annotation, biological process: inhibitory postsynaptic potential. The transcript has 4 exons. Gene Ontology annotation, cellular component: postsynaptic density. NCBI's taxonomy places the organism in Eukaryota, Metazoa, Chordata, Testudines, Geoemydidae. The coding region runs from base 601 to 2049 and encodes 482 amino acids.
GUGAACACGAGAACUCUCCCUAGUGGAGAGCCGACGCCAGUGGCUGCUGCCUCUGCCUGCCUGCGAGACACACACACAGAGCUCUUCCUAGCACCACAUCACACGCCACGCUCUCCCCCACCGCUCAUGCAUUUCCAAAAGUAGCAGGGAAUUCAGCUUCAUCAAAUCAUCUGCCUGCAAAGCCAGGAGCAUUACAGAGAUUGCUUCAUCCUGACCAGAGCCGGAACCCAGCCUGGAAACGGUGUCUGCUGAAACGACUCGCCACUCCUCCCCCUCCUCUUCCCCCUGUUGGAUUCGAGAUCUCAGUGAAGACAAUUGCAGUAAAUGAGGACAUUUCAGGAGUGCGUGGCUGCUGCCGCCGCUGCCUAGAGGCGAACGCUCUCUUGGUCACAGCUGAAUAAAUGUCAGUGUGAUAGCUAAAGGGGUAGUGGUGAUCAAGUCUCCGGAAAGCAAAAGAACAUUUCCAGCCGGUCUAUCUUGCAGCAGAUGCUCUACACCCGUGGAUCGUUUCCCUGCAAGCUUGCAGAAGUGAACGAAGAGAAAUGCAUCACAAAGGAAUUGCACAGACUUUUAGUUAUUUUUAAGGCAGCGUAAGGCAUCAUGGUGAGUAAGGAAUCCAGCAAAUGCUUACUCACAACCUCAGAAAGUGAAGUUGAGCCAGCAGCUUCCCUUGCUUUGGAGAUGAAAUAUGCAUUGGAUCCCAAUCGACAGAUUAAGAAAAGAAACAAAGCCCUUCAGGUGAGAUUUAAAGAUAUCUGCGAGGCCCAGAAUGAACAAAGGGACAAACAACUAUCUACAGUACAGCAUGCAGACAAAAGAGAAACAAAGCCCAUCUCUUAUAAAGCAGCUUAUCGUAAAUAUAUGACAGUGCCCGCACGCAGGUCCAUACCUAAUGUUACUAAGAGCACAGGAGUUCAGACCUCACCAGAUCUUAAAAAGUGUUACCAGACAUUCCCUUUGGACCGCAAAAAAGGGAAUAUUAUUAAAAGCGUCUCAGCUGUUGACACCUUUAAGAGUCAAAACAAUGGAUUUUUAAUAGAUAUUAAGGAUGAAGAUAGUAAAAACUCAGGGGAGGCUGCUCAUUGUAGCAAGGUCAGUGACCUAAAGACAGCAGAGUUUAUUUCCCAUACUCAUGAACGCAUGAAUGCAGUAGAUCAGCCUUCUAGUGACAACUGUUCAGAGGCAUGUAAAAGCACUGAUUUGCACAGCUGUACUAAAGAACCUCCUUCUCUUCAAAACUCAGCAGACUCUACUUCAGAAGAGCCUGAUUACCAGCUGCACGAUAAUGCAAAACAUGAUACAGUGCCUCUGGAUAAUGAGGAAUCUAAUCAAUCAGCACAUGGGAAAGUGUUUAAGACGGAAGUAGCUACAAUUUAUUUACCUGCAUCCAGUUCACAUGCCACACAGCCUGACCCGCAAAACUCUGCAGCAGAGACUGAAUGGUCACUAAGCCCAGCAACAGAUGAGGAAAAAAAGAGAACUGUGCAUCUUAAUGGUCUGCAAUCCCAGUCAGUAAAUGCUCAGGCCUGCUCAACACAGGCACAGUGCCAAUCAGCCGAAUGUAAUGAACAGACCCUUCAGAUAAAUGUUUCACCUAUGGAAGAAAACCAGCCUUGUCAGACAGCAGUUGCUGUGAGUGAAGAAUGCCAACAAAUUGUGCCUCACACAGAAGUGGUAGACUUGAAAGCACAGCUUCAGAUGAUGGAGAAUUUAAUCAGCUCAAGCCAGGAAACCAUAAAAGUGCUGUUGGGUGUCAUUCAGGAGUUAGAAAAAGGCGAAGCUCAUAGAGAAGGGCUUUCAUAUCGGACUGGUCAAGACACAGCUAAUUGUGACACAUGCAGGAACAGUGCAUGUAUUAUCUAUAGUGUGGAGUUGGAUUUUAAACAGCAGGAAGACAAACUACAGCCGGUUCUGAGAAAACUUCAUCCUAUUGAGGAAACUCAGGUUGCACCUUUGCCUUAUUCUCAGGAGAGUUACUCCUCAACUCCCAAACAAAAAUCCAAAACUGAAUCAAAAAAGCAUGGAAGAUGGAAACUCUGGUUUCUUUAACUAAGUCCAUUAGCUAUGGAGUUUAAGGCCUUCUUUGAAACAUAUUUGGAAUUCAGUUAAUCAUCUAAAAAGGGAUCUUGGUAAUUGAUCAGUGUUAUUAGCCACUGUUACUCUGGUUAUUAUGGGCAGCAUUCAGUUCUCACCAUAUGUACCAAAAAGGCCUUUGUACCUAUAAACUAAUGUUCAUGAGCAAGGCAUUAAAUCAUACCUUGCCAACUUUUAUUUGCAGUUCACCAAUGUGGGAUGUAAAAUCAGAAUUGAAAUUUGUAUAGACAAAGAUGACAAGCAAAACUAUGUUCCCACCACCACCACCCUCCUUAGAUCUGCAAGUGUUACGUUUCAACCUGGUAAAUGGCAUCCUGCACACAGCUAAAAUAACUAUUUUUAAGCCUUUUUAUGUUCUGUUUCAUUUUAAACAUUAAUAAGGAAAAAAUGCAAGCCUUGUGUUUGCAAAGAUCUUCAAUUUUACAUUUAAUUUUCCAAAUAGGUGGGGGUCAUGAGAAGUGCAAUUUUUAGCACAUAAUAUCCUGGAGAAAGCACAACUUUUCAAAUGGUCCAAGACCAUGAAUAAUCUCUAUGAUGUGACUAUAUAUGUGUAUUUGCCUUCAUGUGCUGUAGAGUUAAACCAAGUUAUUACAUCUCAGCGUCAUAUUGACACCUCUAAUUUAGUGUCAUAUUUAUCACCGGACUUAUGACAUAUUUACUGCUCAUUUUAAAGGAUGAGCAGCCAGAAACCACCCGAAGUCAGGACACACCUUUAAUCGCUAAAAGUUGACAGGGUCGAAGCUAUGGGACACUAAGCUUUCUUAGAUCUCAUUUUUAUAUUUUGGUACCCAAAGGCCAAAAUGCUAUAUUCUGGCACAGAAUAUGAAAAAAAUAAUAUGGAUAAUAGUAAAAUGAUAGAUUGUUGGCAGUUGCCACACUUUAAAUCCUUUUUGUAAUUCAAUCGUCAGAAAAACUGUACACUAUUGUAGAGGGUGCUAGAAAUUUCAUAGUACGCAUUAUGCUUUAUUACAAGAGUUCAGAAGGGCCUGGAAACUUUAAUAGUUAUUUAUUUAGCUGAGCUUCUAAGAUCAAUUUCCAGACCAACAUAAUAUCAUUUAUAUUAAAGUAAUAUAUUAACUGUACUAUUCAAUCACACUUAGGGGGGAAAGCUGUGAAUCAAAUUUCUUCUUAGAUUUUUAAAAACAGUAACACUUUAAAUCCACUAUCAGUUAUACACUGCAAUCUUUUCCCUUUCCAUAUUAAGCACUGUCAUUAAAAAACCCUAAUCUAGGUGACCAUCUGGAAAACUCUUGUAAUGACAGGGAUUGGGAAUUUUGUUUCUUUUUUCUUUUAGUUAAAUCAUUUGAGUAGUGCACACUCACGUGACAAAAACUGGGAUACAAGGUACUGGCUCUGCAAUUUCAUAUCCCAAGGCAGCAUUAAGAUGUGAAUUUUUCAGUCUUUAGAUGCAGCAAAAAGGUGGAAUAAAUGAAUCCCUAACAGAAGAGUCUGCACCUACUAAAUAAACUUAGAGAUGUUUAUGUUCAACUCUUUUUCCCCCCUUACCUCAACAUCAAAUCCAUUUUUAAGUACUAUUAAUUCUACAAAGAUCCUGAAGCAAGCAGUGUGGUCUUUGUCU